Molecule: messenger RNA, 5514 nt
Organism: Peromyscus californicus insignis
Lineage: Eukaryota; Metazoa; Chordata; Mammalia; Rodentia; Cricetidae
Gene: Cd47
Product: CD47 molecule
Exons: 12
Coding region: 487-1536 (349 amino acids)
Biological process (GO): positive regulation of phagocytosis; positive regulation of cell-cell adhesion; positive regulation of inflammatory response
Cellular component (GO): extracellular exosome; plasma membrane
Molecular function (GO): thrombospondin receptor activity
Source: RefSeq, a predicted model, not a curated record
UGCGGGAGAGGGGGAGAGCCGGGCUGCGCGGGGGCGCAUGUGUCCCACGCUCCACGCUCCGUCUUGCAGGCCGGCCCACGGACACGAAGCCGGAAGGGAACUGGCGAGCGCGGGGUUGUGAGCCGGGAGUCCAGCUCGCCCUGCUCUCGGGAGCAAGCCGGGUCUUGGCGCUCGCUCUCUUGCCGGAGCCCGCCCAGAGCUGGGUGUGAGCCUGGCGUCACGUCAACGAGCAGAGGCAGCCAGGCAGCGGGGCGGAGUGCGCGUGCGCGGCUCGCGGGGCGUGGGAGCGGGCUCGGGGCGGCGGCGGGCACGCGCGCGCGCGCGCGUCCCCGGGCAGCCUGGGCGGCCGCUGCUGCCUGUAACUGCUCGCUGCGGCGCUGCUGCUCGCCGGUCGUUUCCCUGGAAGGCAGCGGAGGCGGCGGUUGCUCCAGACACCUGCGGCGGCGACCCCCCGGCGGCGGCGGCGGCGGCGGCGGCGGCGCGGAGAUGUGGCCCUUGGUGGCGGCGCUGUUGCUGGGCUCCUGCUGCUGCGGUUCAGCUCAGCUACUCAUACGUGAAGUCAAAUCUGUAGAAUACACGUCGUGCAAUGAGACUGUCAUCAUCCCGUGCAUCGUCCUCAAUGGGGAGGCACAGAGCACUGAAGAAAUGUAUGUCAAGUGGAAGUUAAACAAAACGUACAUUUUCAUCUAUGACGGGAGCAAAAACAACUCUACUGUAGAGACUAGCUUUGCCAGCGCAAAAAUCUCCGUCUCAGACUUACUGAAGGGCGAUGCCUCUUUGAAAAUGAGUAAGCAUAAUGCCGUCGUGGGAAACUAUACGUGUGAAGUUACAGAGUUAUCCAGAGAAGGCAAAAUGGUGAUAGAGCUGAAGUACCGUAUGGACGUCAACUGUUGCCAAGGAUCAGACUGUUCUAACCACACUACCCCGGCAGGGGACGAGAAGGAGAAAGGAGGUUGCAGAUUAGCAUCAUGGUUUUCUCCAAAUGAAAAGAUCCUCAUUGUUAUUUUCCCAAUUUUGGCUAUACUCCUGUUCUGGGGAAAGUUUGGUAUUUUAACGCUGAAAUAUAAAUCCACUCGCACGAAUAAGAGAAUCAUUCUGCUGCUCGUCACCGGGACUGUGCUCACUGUCAUUGUCAUUGUUGGAGCCAUCCUCCUCAUCCCGGGAGAAAACCCUGUAAAGAGUGCUUCUGGACUUGGGCUGAUUGUCAUCUCUAUAGGAGUAUUAAUACCACUUCAGUACAAUGUGUUUAUGACGGCUUUUGGAAUGACCUCCUUCACCAUCGCCAUAUUGAUCACUCAAGUGCUGGGCUAUGUCCUUGCUUUGGUUGGACUGUGUCUCUGCAUCAUGGCUUGUGAACCAGUGCACGGCCCCCUUUUGAUUUCAGGUUUGGGUAUCAUAGCUCUACCAGAAUUACUUGGACUAGUUUAUAUGAAAUUUGUCGCUUCCAACCAGAGGACUAUACAACCUCCUAGGAAAGCUGUAGAGGAACCCCUUAACGCAUUUAAAGAAUCAAAAGGAAUGAUGAAUGAUGAAUAAGUGAGGGGAAGUGAUGGACCGUAACUGGAGCGUCCGAAGUGGAGGAAUACAUGUAUGUUUAAGCAUCAUGACCUUGAGGACUCAUGGCUGGCAAGAAGAAUACAAGCAACAGUAACUGAUUUUCAUCUAUGAAAGAACAUGUCAUUGACCCAUAGAUGAUUAUCCCAGUUCAGUUUAUAUUCAGAGCAGCUGUAAUUUACUUAAUAAAAGAAUUAUGAUUGUGUCGUGUAACCAAUUGAAAUCCAUUUUUCUAUUGUUUCUACUCAACUAGGGGCAAAAGUAUCAGGGGCAACUUCCAAGAAUAAUGUUGGCUAGAUCCUUGAGUCUCUGGACACAGGGUUUAAAUCAGUUCUGGAGGAGACUUGCCUCGCAUUAACCUGAAGGUUACCCAGAGAUACCUGUGAAAAACAGUGGUAUCCAGCAAGCCUUAGUAAACUCAGGUUCCCAGCAGCUUUGUCAUUCAUGCUGCUAGCUGAAUAAUGUGACUGCCACUUCUGGGUCAUAGCGAUAGAGACGGAAGUAGAAACAUUAAUUUGGCCAGGCAGAUCCUGUAUGCCCCCAAUGUGUGCUAUGAUACUGAUGGCACUAGCGUUUUCCUUCUUGGGGGUUGCCUCCAAUUCACACACACACACACACACACCCCUUUGACAUAAAGUGCACCCAGAUUUUGGAUACUUUUUUUUUUCCUUAGAGAUGUGGUUUUCUUUUUUUGCACACAACCCUUUGCACCCUAUCCCGUCCUGCUGCUUGCAUUUGCGGUACAAGAUGGAGUACCUUUUCCCCUCUUCAAACGUGGUCCUCUGACACAGUAGUGUCAGUUGCAGAAGGGAGCCAGACUUCUCAAAGCACUGUGCUCAUUCAUACUCUUCAGCAAAAAAAAAAAAAAAAAGAAAAAGAAAAAGAAAAAAAAAUAGCUAUGGUUGUAACAUAUGUAUUCCAGACCUCUGGUUUGAAGGCAAAAAUCCACAGUGUUUCUUCCCAUGUUUUCUGAUGGGAGGCAUGACCAAGCAAGACUGAAAUCUGAACUAUGCGUCGUCUCCUGCAUGGCAACAUGUGUCUCCAUCAGGCCCUAGCCGGGCCGGGGAGGAGGUUUUACGCCUGUUGUCUCUUUGUUGCAUGAUGAACACUCAUCUCCUUCCUCCUGUCUCCUGCCUCCUGCCUCCUCCUCUUCCCCUAAGUUCGAAAAGGAAAACAAAACGACCACAUCCCCCACCCGGUUAGAAGACAACCAACGUCCUGACAGUUGUGAUCGCAUGGAGUACUUUUAGAUUAUUAGCACUUGUUUUUACCUUGUUUGUGGGCGUGUUUGUAUGUGCACAUGUAUAAAGGUAGGCACAUGCAUCUUCUGUACAGACAAAAGUGAGGCAUCUACAGAAGUGCAAAUGCUAACUUUGUGCUGUUAGUAAAUACAUUUAAAAACCAAGGUCCUUAUUGGGUGGAAUUAUAUUUGAUGCAAAUAUUUGAUCACUUUAAAACUAGAUAAUGUGCCAAGCUUUUUUGACUGCUCACCAAUGCCCUCUAAAAAAAAAAUACCAGUAAUUUCUCCUGUUUGUGUAAUAAGGCAUUUGUAUUUGUGUUUGCAUUACUAAUGGUUAUUUGUUCUCAGUCUACUGAAUGUUUCCAUGUGCCUCUUGUAUGCCAAAUUUAUUGUCAUCUUUCAUGUGGGGACCAAGUGGUUUGUCCAUGGCAAACCUAAACUUACGACCUGCUGAGGCCUCUCAGAAAACUGACCACAUUAUGAAGAUAGUGCUUUUAAAGAAAAGUAGGUUUCCUCCCUGAUUUUGUAGCUGUUCAAAAUAUCCCUGUAUAGAGAGGGAGCUGAAUGCCUUUAUACCAAUCAGAUGGCUCCUGAUGCUUUUCCUUCUCCUUCUGAAAAUAUUUAUACUUUGCUCAUAUCGUUGGUUACUUUGAAAUCAGUUUCGGUGAAGAGAGCAAAAAGCAGAUGGACUUGGAAGAUACCCAAAUUUUCCUAUUCUCCAUUAAGAGUCAGAUGUGAAAAUCUUUAUAGUCGAUUUUUUUGUUGUUUUUUUAUGAACUAAAGUUGUACCUUUUAAUGCGCAGUCACUGCCCCUCUGCUCGGGGUUCAGUCUUGGGUCUUAACCAGCUCUCAUGUCCUCUUUGCUGCCCGCCAUUAGAGGCAUUGAGUACCCUAGACAGUGCCACCAGUGGUAGCCUGGGAAACACAAGAUGAACUCGACUGUUGUUCGUAGUUAAUCAACUUCUCUAUAUAAGGGACCACAGCAGCAAGAGUCCUUCUGCCUGGGCAUUAUUGGGCCAGUUCACCCUCUUUAAAUCAGUCCCACAAUGGCUCCCGGCUCGCAUCCUAGCAGAUUUAAAUUGCUGACAGUAUUGUGGGCAGCAUGCAUCUGUUUUGCCCCACAAUGUGCUUUUUUCUCCCUGAUCCCAGUUUCUGCUGUCAUAUCCGCUCUUCGAUUUUUAUUUAUUGUCUGCUCUCCAUUUAUACAAUAGUACGAAGUGAUGCCAUUUGUCAUUUUCCGCAACACUUUUUCCAGCCUUUAUGGCUGAAGCCCAUUUUUCUUCUCUCUCAGAUCUUUGCGCUUCAGCCCUCAUCUGUCAAUGGCUGUUCUUUGCGCUCUGUCCCCGUCUGUCUGGGGGCCCCUUUCAUCUCUCACUUACCCUUCCCGGUGCUUCAUGUAUCUCCGCUUAGCUCUGUUGGGUUUUUUGUCAUCUUCUUCUCACUGGACUUUAAAAAUUUCCUUCGGCAGCAAAAGCAUGGCUUCCUGUUUCUCCUCUUCUUCCUGCAGUGUUCUGCAUACAUUCGCAGGCACUCAGAAGUUUGGUGGCAAGAGUUGCCUGUACUUAGAUUUCUCGUUUUAAUAGGGUGAGCUAGGGCGUUUUCUUUUUCUUUUCUUUUGGACAAAUUUCACAUGCUUUGAAAAUCGUUAAGAGGUGAUGCUUCACCUGAAAAUUCCAAGUCUGGUCUGUUGAAAUUAUUGAGAAUAUCAAACUAAACGUCACGGGGCAGCAUCAUACAUAAUAGGCUUUCUUUCAGGAUGUUGUAGUCAAUAUAGUGGCCAAAUUGUAUUUGCAUUAAUAAAGCUCAAAAAGUGAUGCGUUCACUCUGCUAGUAUCUCAUUAAUAAGAGUUCAGCUGUAUAUCAUCGUCCAGGUUUAUCUUGUCUUAUAAUGGGUAUUCAAAAAUGGCCGCCAGAGGAUGUGUGUGUAAAUACAAACGCGUGUAUUUGCCUGGUGUUGGGAAGUAGAGAAAAAAAAAAACAAAAAAACAUGUCUGGCAACCCUUUGUUUUUUUACUGUACUUAACUGAGGGUUUAUUUUGAGAUGAGCAUUUUCAAAAAUCUCUUAAUCGCCACACCCACUAGGGGUCUUGUUAAGUCAUCUUUUGUGGCUAAAAGGGAUGAUCCAAGUUAACUUUAAAGAGAUGAGCAGUACCCAGGAUAUUGUCCUGCCUAUAACUUUGAUCGCCCUUAAUUAUAACUGUUUAAUACUGAGUUUUCCAUGAAUCUACUAUUUGGAGGAAAAGAAAGGGCAUUUUUAAUAAGCGUUUCUAUAAGAUAGCAUCAGGGGCGUCUUUAGAGUGUUGUUAUCAUAAUGGAUGAAAGAGGAAAAUACUUUUGAUUUUUAUUAAACAGAGCAUUAUUUACAGAAAGCCAUUGUUGAGAAUUAGUUCCCACGUCAUAUAAAUAUCCAUUAACCAUUCUAAAUUGUAAGAGGACUCCAGUGUUGCUAUGUGCAAGGUUCUCUCCUGGGGGCCUUUUUGCAUAGCAAUUAAAGGUGUGCUAUUUGUCAGUAGCCAUUUUUUGCAGUAAUUUAAAGACCAAAGUUGUUUUACAGCUAUGUUACCCUUAAAGUUUUUUUUUAUAUGUAUUAAAUCAAUUUAUCACUGUUUGAAGCUUUGAAUACCUGCAAUCUUUGCCAAGAUACUUUUUUAUUUAAAAAAAAUAACUGUGUAAAUAUUACCCUGUAAUAUUAUAUAUACUUAAUAAAACAUUUUAAGCUA